This is a messenger RNA of Triticum turgidum subsp. durum (durum wheat), 816 nucleotides long. NCBI's taxonomy places the organism in Eukaryota, Viridiplantae, Streptophyta, Magnoliopsida, Poales, Poaceae. The record is from the annotation of a GenBank genome assembly.
AUGGAGGAGGAGGGCGCGAAGAAGGCGGUGCUCUUCAGGCUGUUCGGCGUCGAGGUCCGCGGCGCCGAGGAGGAGGAUGACGCGGAGCCCAUGGAGCUCAAGAAGAGCACCAGCAUGCCCAACCUCGCCUGCGCCUCCACCGACCCGAUUCUCCUGCCCGGCGAGGCCAGCAACGACAAGGGCUACGCCUCCGACGACGGCGAGCUGGCGUCCACUCCGCAGCUCAAGCGCCGCCGCCGCAAGGCCCAGGAGCGGAAGAAAGGGAUUCCGUGGACCGAGGAGGAGCACAGGAAGUUCCUGGAGGGUCUGAAGCAGCUGGGCAAGGGGGACUGGAGAGGCAUCUCCAAGAACUUCGUCACCACCAGGACGGCCACGCAGGUGGCAAGCCACGCCCAGAAGUACUUCCUCCGGCAGACCAACCCCGGCAAGAAGAAGCGCCGGGCCAGCCUCUUCGACGUCGGCAUCCCCGCUGGUCACAGCUACGACGAUCAGCUGCCAAGUCCUCAGAGUGUUGGAACCAAGCUUGCUCCUGCUGAGAAGAUACUCCACACCGACCGCGGCGACGUGCCGCUACCAAGUUAUCCAGGAGACAUCAGGGGCAACAACAACAACAACAACAUGCAGAUGCAGGUGCAGGCUGAUGAGCUAACUGACCAUGUGAAGAAGAGAUCAAAGUUCCACAGCGGGACGUCGCUGGCCGCCAUGGCUGCCUCCGGGCUGGAGCUGGCGAUGUCUUCGUCUGCCAGCAGCAUCCUGGAGCUCAGCAUCGCGCCCCCUCGCUGCUACGGCGCGGUCGAUGCCAUCAAGGUGCUGUGA